AAUAAUAAAAUAAAUAGAUAAUACACAAAAUUUAAUAAAAUCUGUUGAUAGUCCUAUGCAUUACAUCAUCUUUGUAAUUGACAUGUUUAUCAUCUUCAUCAUCACCAGUUAUCACAUUUGAAAGUAAAUAGUCCAACAUAAAUAAUAAUGAGGAUGGCUCAAUAUAUUUAAUUUGCUCUAAAACCCUUAUUUGAGACGAUGCUAUGGUGUUGAUUAAGGUAUCAUUAGCAGUAUCAUCAUGCAAAGACAGAAAUACUACAACUAAUAACAUUUUUAAUCACAGUUGGCUAUAAGUAGAAAUGUCAAAAUAACAAUGUAGUCAAAAUAAUAAAUAUGGUGGAAUCAGGGUAAAAGUGUCUUAUAUUAAUAGUAAUAAUAUAAAAAUAACAACAUAAUCUAAACAAUAAUGACGGUGAAUUCAUGUAAUCCUAGGUGUAAUAUCCUGAUACAUCGGCUCUGUGCAGGCAAUUCUCUUAAAUCACAACCCUUUUCUGCACCGAUGAUGAGUCAAUCACAGCCCCAUACUCGUUCAUGCCGGUGUAAACAGGUACUUGCGCUGCGACGUAAAGAUUGGAUCAAAUUGGAAUUAAAUGAAUAUUAUAUCUUCUUCUGUGGGGCUCAGAAAAAAAUCGGUGCCUGGAGAGUAAUUAGUUCAGUGUGAAGUAAUUUAAAAGUAGCGUCAAAAAUAAGUUAAUUUGCCCAGGGUAAAUUCGUAGUUUUGAAUUGAAUUCAAUGGGGAAAUUCGCUUUUUGGCACCAGAGGCUUACUAAACUGCAAUACCCCGAGUAACCACGUGGGUUUGCGAGCUCCACAGAAAAUGACAAUCCGUGGUCCACCGUGCUAAUGAUGCUCGUGCUCCACUUAGUCCCGGAGCCAGGACGCUCGUCAACUACUUUUCCAGUCCGUGCAGACAAUUCAGAGUGAUAGAAGACGUUAAUACGGGAGUCUGAAGACUGAAACCAAUCAGUCUGUCGCUUUCUGCUCUCCGAAACCAUUUUGUCGUCUCUUUGACUUUCCUCUCUCUUUAGGAAGCAUUCUUUGCGUGGUUUUUACAGAAUAGGUGAAAAAAAAUCUCUAAAUAAUUUUUUGCAUUUUGUGCCGUCAAAGAUUCGUCAUCGUUCCAUUAGGUUCCUCAAAGCACUGUCCAGGGCAAUUUUGAAAAGAUAACAUUUAUAGGUACUCCUGGUAUUUUGGACACGGAAAUCCACAUCACCAUGAACAUGCAGAAGAGGAGCCUUGUAUUCUGAGGUGGAUGUAUAAUUAUCCAAAGAAGCCUUUCACCCAUUUUUCACUAAUUUUUCUGAACACCCAUCAUGAGUACUGAACCAGUAGAACUUCCUCCACUGCCUGGAAGAUGCAGAAGCAACUUGCUGAUCAAGACACUACUUUUAAUUUUUAUUUUUGCUAUUUCUUUUUCUGUUUAUUUUUCUGGAACCUGGCCAACCUUCAUCGUGCUAUUGGAUCCUGUGUACCCCACCAACACAGAGCUGGAACAUGAGCCAACCGAAAAUCCAUUCAGAGAGAUGUCUGUGGAUGACAUAAUGCGUUCGGUAUGGGACGAUCUCCCAGCAGACGGCAACUUCAGCUCUAUUGAAAGCUCUUCCAGUGGCCAGCACAGUGUGGUCAACUUGGAGCAGCCCGGAGCCCAGUACUGUGUGGGGGACAGCUUAAUCGUGCUGGUGAACAUGAAGGACCACAGGGGGAACCCAAAGGUGCAUGGAGGCGACUUCAUCCUGGCCCGAAUCCACUCUCCCAAUCUCCAGGCUUCUGCAUCAGGAGAAGUUACUGACCUGCUCAAUGGCUCCUACCGGGUGCGUUUCCGCCUGUUCUGGCCUGGAGACGUACUGGUGUCUGUGCUUCUCAUGCACUCCUCUGAGGCAGUCGGGAUCCUCAGGAGAAUCAGUGCGCACAACUACGAUAAGAUCAUAUACACCGGAACCUUCUACAGUGGGAACAAAACUGAGCAAUCUCAGUGCGGCAUCCGGCUGAAAGCAGACAGGCCUCUCUGCGAGUACAGGAAGAAGGAAGACGCGGAGUACUACGCCUGUGUCCGACCCAAAACCCUUUCCUGCAGCACCCUGAGGACCAUGCGGUCCAGAAAUGGCCCAAUUUCUAACAUGGCCAGGGAUGAGCGUUUGCUCCUGAGCAGGAAAAACAUUGGAAUAGAAAUGAGAAACAGCUUUGGUCCUGUGAAAGUCAUCAGUUGUCCCGCAGGGACCCACAGACCGACUGAAAAGUGUGUGGCAGGGUUUGGAAUGACGUCCCCUUCACCGAGUGGCUACUUCUUUAGAAACAGAUGGUCUUCCUCCUCCUGCCAGACGGGAAACUUCUUCAGUGCGGACGCCAUCAGCAGAUGUCUGAAGGGAAGGAACCUGAAACUCAUGGGAGACUCCACUGUGCGCCAGUGGCAAGAGACGCUCAUAAAAACGCUGAAAGGGCUGAAAUAUGUAAAUCCGUAUGAUACUCAUUACUAUGCCCUGGUUGUGGACCCACAAAGGAACAUCACUGUCCAGUGGAAGAUGCACGGACAUCCUUUCGUCACUGGCUACAACGUGGUCAAAGAUGCCGUGGGGUACAUUUCCAGAGAAGUAGACAGAGUAGCGGUUGGCGACGUAGUGGUCAUUGGAGUGGGACAGCAUUUUAGGCCCUUCCCCCUGGAGAUCUUCAUCCAGAGGCUGAUCAACAUGCGCAAGGCCAUCCUGAGGCUCCACAAACGCAGCCCCCAGACCCUCGUCAUCAUCAAGCUGGAGAACACCAGGGAGUUGGACUCAGAUAUGACCCACCUGAGUGACUGGUUUGGCUACGUUCAGAACCUGGCUCAGAGAAAGGUGUUCAGGGACCUGAAGGUGGUGCUGGUAGACGCCUGGGACAUGACAACAGCCGCCAACACCUUCGCCAUCCACCCUAACAGCAUGAUUGUUUCCAAUGAGAUAGCCUUGGCUCUGUCACACCUCUGUCAUGAUGCAUAGAGGCUCUUUCUGAAAGGAACUAUAUAACAGGAGUUUCUAACUCCAUUUCUCUAGAGACUUUGUUUACAGUACACCCAGGGGCUUGUUACAAUACACUAGGAGCUUUGGAAUUUUAAGGUUUUUAAUUGCGUCCCUAUUAGUAAUAGUAGGUGUUUGAUUCUGGGGUGGAAUUUGAGUGCUUAUUAAUGAUUAUACAAUGACAAUGUAGUAUACUGGCUAAGGAGUUGGUCCUGUAACCUAAAGGUUGCAGGUUCGAUUCCCUGGUAGGACACUGCCGUUGUACCCUUGAGCAAGGUACUUAACCUGCACAGCUCCAGUAUAUAUCCAGCUGUAUAAUUUGAAUACUAAACUGGCUUGGGCUGACCACAUGCCAUUUUCACUGCAGCUGUUUUACCUCAGUUUUCAUCAGACAUGACACUUUUUGCAAAGACAUUCAAUAACCAUAUUCACCUCACCUAUUAACUUUCAGUUUUGAUUAAUUUAUUUUCAUAUUUAGGUCUGGGCUAUUAAAAGCCUUGAUCAAGAUACUUGCUACCUAGCAGUUUCUAGUCAGUCACCUAGCGGAGCUACCUGGUAAUACUGAGCUCUUUGUGAAAACUAGGGAUCGGUACCAGUAAUGGAUUGAUCGAUUACAUGUCAGAUAUGUACCUACUUGAUCUUCUGAUUUUCUCAUAAAGGCUAGGCUACACAAGGUACAACUAGGCUAUGUGUUGGAACUUGGCUCCAUUCAUUAAUUUACAUUACAUUACAUUACAUUACAGGCAUUUGGCAGACGCUCUCAUCCAGAGCGACAUACAAAGUGUAUAACCGUAACCAGGGACAA
Molecule: messenger RNA, 3792 nt
Organism: Anguilla anguilla (European eel)
Lineage: Eukaryota; Metazoa; Chordata; Actinopteri; Anguilliformes; Anguillidae
Product: NXPE family member 2-like
Exons: 8
Coding region: 1314-2969 (551 amino acids)
Source: RefSeq, a predicted model, not a curated record